AUGGCUUGGGCAUGUUUUGAGUUGACCUCCGAGUACGCUUCUGCUGUCAGGCCUGGAGAUCCAGUGAAGCAGCUGGAUGAAGCAACGCUGGAAUACAACCUGCCUGCUGCACCCCCAGGGGCACAUACGCCACGAGCAAUUGGCAGCACUGAAUAUGCGCCAAUGGAUUCCGAUGCCUAUGUGGGCCCUGCUGGUGCCACGACAGGGCCAGCAGGCAAGGUGCCCACUGCCUUCGAGCGAAUCAGCAAGCGCCGCUAUUUAAGUGUCUCAUUCCUGCGAGGAGACAUCAGCAGAGGACAUGCGGCGGUAGCAUCCGUUGCUUUUCUCAAGCAACCUGUGCGCAGCUUCAGCGAGAGGAUUGAGGUGAACCCGGGUGGCGCACACGUGGCAGCCUUGGAUCUCCAGGAUGACUCGCAGCUUGUGGUGGAUGCAGCAGUGGCUGAGUUUAGUGAUGGCGAGGUGGCUAUCCGCCUGUGCUUUACCACUGGGCAUUUGAGUGGAUCCUUCAAGCGAAUCUGCUUGGAAGGGCUGCAUGGGUCCAAGACAUUUGGAAUGUUUGAGGUGGAGAGUGCUGGGCAGAAGUCAGGACCUCAGGGAAGGCAGACUCCACUCAAAGUUUCCAGGUUUGACGAGCGGCCCAGUGAGACCGGGCAGCUGGGCAGCGCAGAGGGCAGCUUUUCAAAGGGGGUGCAGGUUAAGGCCGGGCAGUCCCAGGCAGACAGCAUGGGCACUGGGGGAUUUCUCAACCCGCCCCCUGGAGAGGUCUUUGAUGGGGAUCACAAUACUCCUGACAUCCCUGUGGAGGGUGACCCUGGGACCAUCAAGGGCGUCAAGGUCACCUCUGUGGAUGAGCCUGGCAGCAGCAGCAAUGUCAAGGCAGCACCACAUAAGGAUGCCAACUAUAGUGUCAGCGCUGACUCAUCCCUCCCUCCAGGAGUUGCCGCGGACGCAUCAACCCCUCCAAUGGCUCGGGGCUUUUUCACAGCGCCUGCAUGGUUCUCAGCAGCGUCAGAUGCAGCAGAGCACAAGACUCCUGGAGCAGGCCCCAAGAAGGACUCCUAUGCAGAGGUCAAGCAUCUACCCGACCGCCCAGAGCCGGUGGAUGCUGGAGUGGUGACAGAUCUGCAGACGGGGGUCAAUGUCAUAGGGGGCACCCCAGUGAAGCCACAGGCGGACCGGAUGACUCACCCUGACCAGCUGCACCGCGACACAGAGAGCAUGCAGCCUGAGAUUGAUUCGCGCAUUGAGACGAUGGUGCCAGACGAAAACACUACCUUGGCAGGUCGACCCCACUAA
This is a messenger RNA of Coccomyxa subellipsoidea C-169, 1296 nucleotides long. RefSeq lists its product as hypothetical. Lineage: Eukaryota; Viridiplantae; Chlorophyta; Trebouxiophyceae; Coccomyxaceae. The transcript has 9 exons. The record is from RefSeq and is a predicted model, not a curated record. Bases 1 to 1296 code for a protein of 431 amino acids.